Molecule: messenger RNA, 407 nt
Organism: Pelobates cultripes (western spadefoot toad)
Lineage: Eukaryota; Metazoa; Chordata; Amphibia; Anura; Pelobatidae
Source: the annotation of a GenBank genome assembly
AUGGAGUACCAGGCACAAUCCAAGGCAGCGCUAGACCUGCUUUGCCGGGAGAGAUCUAUUCCCUGUCUUGGAAAAACAAAAGAGGAACUAUUGCAAGCACUGGUGGACUAUGAUAUGCAACAAGCAGUGCAAAGUGAUGCCUCAAACACUGCAGAGGAUAUACCUGUAGCUUUUGUCAGUGAUGUACCAAGAUCUGGAGAUCCUCUGGAUUGUUACUUACAAACUGUGUUGAAAUAUGUGGACUCAGCAGACACAAACCAAAGACUACAGCUUAUCCUUCAGUAUCAGGAGGCUGAGAGAGAGCGCAAAGCUGAGAGAGAGCGCCAAGCUGAGAGAGAGCGCCAAGCUGAGAGAGAGCGCCAAGCUGAGAGGGAGAGAGAGGCUGCUGAGAGGGAGGCUGAAGAGCG